AACACAAAACAUUAGAAUUUUAGUAUUAUUUUUCUCUUCCUUUUAUUCAUUCUUUUUCCUUAGCUCAUAAAAUUAACUCUUUUAGCUUAGCUCACAAAUUUAACACUAACUUCUUAAAUUUCACCCCUUUUCUUUUUAACACUUUUAGUUGAUCAUCUUUAAUCACUAUGAUUUCUCCGGCAGUCGCUCGCUUCACCGUCGGCAUUUUAGGGAAUAUCGUUUCUCUAUCUCUCUACUUGUCUCCCAUGCCAACAUUUUUUGGGAUAUGCAAAAAAAAAUCAGUAGAAAAAUAUUCAGCAACUCCAUACUUGCUGACCUUCUUAAACUGCAUGUUAUGGACUAUCUAUGGAUUACCCUUUAUUCAACCAAACAAUAUUUUGGUCUCUACAAUUUCAGCCAGUGGCUGUAUUAUUGAGUUUAUUUAUUUGACACUAUUCAUCAUUUAUUCUGACGGCAAGAAGAAAAAAAUCACUUUAAUUCUCCUUGUCGUCGCUGAGAUUGCCGCUGUCGGAUUAGCCCUUGGCUUGGUGCUUCUCUUCACCCACACCACCAAACCACGAGGUCUCAUUUUUGGGUUACUUGGCGAUGUUAGUGGUGUUCUUAUGUAUGCUGCCCCUUUAUCUAUCAUGAAGCAAGUGAUCAAAACCAAAAGUGUGGAAUACAUGCCGUUGGCUGUCUCAGUGGCUUGCUUUGCUAGUGGAGUUAUUUGGACACUUUAUGCCAUAAGACCAUUUGAUCUCUAUGUUGUUGCACCAAAUGGAAUAGGCAGCUUUUUUGGGCUGGCCCAGUUGAUUCUCUAUGCAGCAUAUUAUAAGUCCACUAAGCAACAGAUUGAAGAAAGAAGAAAUGCGGAGGUUCAAAAGGUUGAGAUGGGCCUUAAAGAAGUGAUUGUGGUCACCAGGGAGUCCAAUAAGGUCAACAACCUUCCCGAAAAUGACUAUAUUGCCCCUCAGACAAAAGAAAUCGAUUUUGCCUCUAAUCUUUGAUUUUUGUAAUUGUAUUAGAAUUAUUAUUGUUGUUGUUACUUAUCAACUAUGCUUUUUACUCCAUGUCAAUUCUUAUUUUCUUUGUAUUUGAUUGGCUCGAGUAAAUUUAAUUGGAAAUAAUACUUUCUUUAGUUCCUAUUUAUAUAAAAUGCG
Molecule: messenger RNA, 1139 nt
Organism: Amaranthus tricolor (Joseph's coat)
Lineage: Eukaryota; Viridiplantae; Streptophyta; Magnoliopsida; Caryophyllales; Amaranthaceae
Product: bidirectional sugar transporter SWEET4-like
Exons: 5
Coding region: 168-986 (272 amino acids)
Biological process (GO): carbohydrate transport
Cellular component (GO): membrane
Molecular function (GO): sugar transmembrane transporter activity
Source: RefSeq, a predicted model, not a curated record